AGCGUUGCUUUGGCACUAAACGCUUCGUCCGCAUUUUAAAUGAACAAUACUGGUUUAUCACGCGCUACUUCGCCUAAGUUCCGUCACGUGAUACUUCAUGUGAUUUCUGUCACGUGGCCGGAAGUGUAACUAACUGUCGCAACAGCAAAAGGGAAGUCCGCGUCCCAUACAGCUGUCCGGCGGCGGAACCUUAGUGGCCAGUGGACCGGCUGUUUGAGCGCCGGACCGUGGGACUCUUCGCGGGAGAAGUUCACCCCGUCGCCGUCAUGUUGGCCGCAUUCGCCGUCCUUGCGCUGGUUUCUCAAACGGCGGCUCGGUACUCCGCGGACUGGACGAGCCUGGACGCCAGGCCGCUGCCCCCGUGGUACGACGAAGCCAAGGUGGGCGUCUUCGUCCACUGGGGGGUGUUUUCUGUCCCCGGGUUCGGCAGCGAGUGGUUUUGGUGGCACUGGCAGGGCCAGCAGCCCCCAGAGCAGAAGUGUGUUAGCUACAUGUCCAAGAACUACCCCCCCGGCUUCAGCUACCCGGAGUUUGCGCCCUUGUUUCACGCAGAGUUCUUCUCCCCGGGGUACUGGGCGGACAUCUUCAAGGCUUCCGGGGCAAAAUAUGUCGUCCUGACCGCCAAACAUCACGAGGGAUUCACCAACUGGGGGUCCCCGUACUCCUGGAACUGGAACUCCGAGGACACUGGUCCUCACAGAGACCUGGUGGGGGACCUGGGGGAGGCCGUGCGCAACAGGUCCCUGCACUACGGACUCUACAACUCCUUGUAUGAAUGGUUCCACCCUCUUUACCUGGCUGACAAGAAGAAUGGCUUCAAAACGCAGCAGUUUGUGGUGCACAAACUGCUACCAGAGCUUUACAACAUGGUUGUGAGGUACAGACCUGAGUUGAUCUGGUCCGAUGGGGACUGGGAAGCACCUGACACCUACUGGAACUCCACCGAUUUCCUGGCUUGGCUCUACAACGACAGCCCGGUCAAAGAUACUGUUGUGACCAACGACAGAUGGGGAGCUGGAUGUGCCUGCAAACACGGCGGCUACUUCAACUGCGAAGACAAGUACACUCCGGGUCAGCCGCCCCAGCACAAAUGGGAGAAGUGCACGUCUGUGGACACGUUGUCCUGGGGUUACCGGCGAAACAUGAAGCUGAGCGAGCUGAUGGACUUGCCCGCUAUCAUAGAGGAUCUUGUUCGCACGGUGGCCCUGGGAGGUAACUACCUUCUGAACGUGGGUCCCACACCUGACGGGAUGAUCCCUCCAGUGUUUGAGGAGAGACUCAAGGGUGUUGGCGCCUGGUUGAAGAUCAACGGGGAGGCGAUAUACGCCUCCAAACCCUGGAGGGUCCAGGCUGACAACACUACUGUCCCAGUGUGGUAUACAUCUAAUGGCACCACUGUCUACGCCAUCAUGACAGCCAAACCUCCCAGGCUCACAUUGCAACUAUUGGCACCCAAAACAUCAGAAGCCACUAAGGUGACCCUGUUGGGGACUUCAAACCCCCUCCCAUGGGCCCCGGUCCAGCCCGGGGCUGGCCUCACUGUUCUGCUCCCUGAACUGCCCUCUUCCCCCGGUCAGGCCUGGACACUCAAACUGGACGGUGUCGAGUAAAGCCUAAAACCCCCCAAAUGUCCAAGCCCGACGAGAUUGACUAAUUGGGAAUUUGGCCAUCUCAGGUUGUGAUUAUGUUUGCGGGAUAUUGAGGGACAGCGCUUGUGUAAUGGAUGGGUUAGUAUCUGGGCCAAAAUUAACCACUGCUCUUCAGUUAUGUCUCUAUAGCUCUGAGGAAUGGUCAUGAAACAAUUAAUUUUCCUGCAGGCAUGUUGAAAUAGUGAAUACACAUACAAUGCACUUUUUUACUGAAUGCUUCUUGAAUAAAAGAUGAUUUUUCUCAUGAA
Messenger RNA from Pungitius pungitius (ninespine stickleback), 1897 nucleotides. Its product is annotated as tissue alpha-L-fucosidase-like. Gene Ontology annotation, cellular component: lysosome. Gene Ontology annotation, molecular function: alpha-L-fucosidase activity. NCBI's taxonomy places the organism in Eukaryota, Metazoa, Chordata, Actinopteri, Perciformes, Gasterosteidae. Gene Ontology annotation, biological process: glycoside catabolic process; fucose metabolic process. The coding region runs from base 267 to 1610 and encodes 447 amino acids. The transcript is spliced from 8 exons. The record is from RefSeq and is a predicted model, not a curated record.